AUGAACACUACUCUACAUGACCAGCACGACUCGAACCAACAUGACGACGACGUCCUCUCGCCUCGUAACCCACCAGGCAUCAUUACCGACACGGCGUCUUCGUACACGGCGUCCUCGUACCCAGCCACGAAUGCCUCAGAUCCAGAGCGUGGUGUACUCUCGCCAACAACUCUAGCAGCAGACUCUCCUGUCAGCCUCUCGCGAAGAGUCUCCACACAGUCUCAAGGAUUGAACGUUGACCGAGCUAGCGGCGCCCCUUCCAUCUAUCCCUAUUCGCAAGGCCCGCGACUGUCCUACAUCGACGAGAACUUUGACCAUUAUUCCACCCCACCAGCGAAGCCUGAAUACUUCAACGAUAAAGGAGACGAUACCCUCGUGGACAACGCAGCGGGCUAUGGAGGUGUCCAUAGUGGCAAAUACGAGGAUUUCGAAUUCGCGGAUGGCCAACGCUCCCAACCUGUCUCUGAGAAGCCUUCGCCAUGGGGUCGCUUUCUUAGUAACGGAAAGUAUCCCAUAGAACAACGUAUCGAGGACAAGAAGCGCGGCAUUGGCAGGCAGAAGUAUCCCAUUGUUGUCUGGGCGUUGAGUAUCGCCAUGGUUGGUGUUUUCAUCAACGAGCUCGUCGUCAAUUCGAGGGCACAGGGUACACCAGUGUCGUUCAAGCCCACCGUGAAUCCCAUGCUUGGCCCGUCGACGUCGGCCUUGAUCAAUCUUGGCGCUCGGUUCCCUCCUUGCAUGAAGAAUGUCACCGAUGUGCCCGUCAGCACGCUGUUCCCUUGCCUAAACGAUACCGCCAAUCCCCCUGAUAUCACCUGUGCCAUCUCUGAGAUCUGCGAUUUGUCGGAUGCAAACAACCCCAACCAAGCAUGGCGAUUCGUGUCACCUGUUUUCGUUCAUGCGGGCUUCAUCCACAUCAUCCUCAAUCUACUCGCACAAUUGACGGCCGUUGCUCAGAUUGAGCGGGAGAUGGGCUCCGGAGGGUUCAUCAUCCUGUACUUCGCGGCCGGAAUAUUUGGCAACGUCCUCGGAGGCAACUUUGCUCUUGUCGGCGUGCCUUCCAUGGGUGCAUCGGGAGCUAUCUUCGGUUCAAUAGCAGUUUCUUGGAUAGACCUUUUCGCUCACUGGCAGUUCCAAUAUCGGCCGGUAAGGAAGCUCGUCUUCAUGAUUAUCGAGCUUGUAUUCGUCAUCGCCAUGGGAUUCAUACCAUCUCAUCUGGGAGGUUUCCUCAUGGGAUUGCUAGUCGGCGCCACAUUCUACCCCGUCAUCAGUACGACAAGGAAACAUAAGAUGAUCAUGUGGGGUCUUCGCUUAGCUGCGAUCCCACUGGCCAUCGUCCUUUAUGUCGUCCUCACACGCAAUUUCUACACCUCAGAUCCUUAUGCUGCCUGUAGCUGGUGUCGUUACAUUUCUUGUAUCCCGACUAGUUCGAACAACCAUUGUAAAGGGUGA
Stereum hirsutum FP-91666 SS1 is the source of this 1449-nucleotide messenger RNA. Its product is annotated as rhomboid-domain-containing protein. Gene Ontology annotation, cellular component: membrane. NCBI's taxonomy places the organism in Eukaryota, Fungi, Basidiomycota, Agaricomycetes, Russulales, Stereaceae. The transcript is spliced from 12 exons. The record is from RefSeq and is a predicted model, not a curated record. Gene Ontology annotation, molecular function: serine-type endopeptidase activity. Gene Ontology annotation, biological process: proteolysis. The coding region runs from base 1 to 1449 and encodes 482 amino acids.